Messenger RNA from Onychostruthus taczanowskii (white-rumped snowfinch), 1497 nucleotides. RefSeq names its product pleckstrin homology domain containing S1 (gene PLEKHS1). Bases 1 to 1497 code for a protein of 498 amino acids. The transcript is spliced from 14 exons. The record is from RefSeq and is a predicted model, not a curated record. NCBI's taxonomy places the organism in Eukaryota, Metazoa, Chordata, Aves, Passeriformes, Passeridae.
AUGGCAAUUGUGUGUGCAGUGAAAUGCUGCUCUGCAGCAAGAAAACUGAAAGGAAUUAGCUUCAACAUUUUUGCUCUUUUUGUUAUCUGGGUGGAAGAAACAAUCAGGAUGGCUUCUACAAAUAAAAUAAAUUCUGCAGUGAGAAUUCAAAAUAUAUUUUGCCCUGAAGGUGAAGUCUGCAAGCACGGAUUCCUCGUCAAAUCACCACCUCACCAACUUUUCAGCUCACAGAAUUCCUGGAAAAGGCGUCUGUUUGUCCUGUCCAAGUCCAGCACAGGGAAUUACAUCCUGAAGUAUCUAAAAGGCCAACACAUAAAAGGCUCCAUUGCUGUUGAUCAAAUCAUAAGUAUUCAAGUUGGCAUAAGUAAUGCUGAAAUUAUGGAAACGGUGAGGAAGAUGUUUAAAUGCCUUCCUGAGCAGGUGAUGUCCAUCAGCACGGGAAACAGAUGUUACUACCUCAUUGGAGAGAGCAGGCAGGAAAUAGACGACUGGGUCACUCUGGUAUCUUCAGUCUGCAGGGAGGACAAAAGUGGAUGCUGCCCUCAGAACCAAGAUCUUCCAAAUGCAGAAGUCAGAAGCCGGACUUCCUCUUUGCCACUAUUCUUGAAUUCCACAGAUAUGGCCAGCCUUCCAGACAGGCCAAGCUACCAGAAGGAGAAUGGUUCCUCAGAAGACAAGAACAGGCCUUAUUCAGAUCCUGGUCCCCAUCAGGCUCAGUGUGACUCACCAAGAGGAGUUUUUCCAAGCCUGCAGGAGAAAAUUCUGGGAAGCAGUGAGGAAAACCUGCUGUUGUCAGAUCCAGAGGAAAACAUGAAAAAGGAUGAAGAAGAUUAUUACCAAACUCCCAGCAAUAUUUUAGCUAAGUGCACUACUGAAGUACCAAAGCCUGACCCUACAGCUGAGUCUGAUGUCCCUGUGCAAGAGAAGCCAGUGCAGAAGAGCCCAGUAAAGGAGAACAUUUAUAUGUCAAUGAAAUCACUUAAGCUGCUGGAUGAGAAUUGCCAGCUCACGUGCAGACGUGAUGGGCUCCCAUCCCCUCCCGAAUGCCAGAACAACAGUGCAUGUCCAAGAGACUUAGAAGCAGACAAAGACACAAAAUUCCCAGAAAGCAGCACCAGCCUGCAGCCGACCAUCCAGAGGAGGCAAAACUCAUUACCCCUCUCAGUGGUUCACCUGUCUAUACUGCUCAGUCAAGUUACAGAUGAGAUGCAGCUGCAGAAGUUGGAUAUUUUCGUACCCCUGGCUGAUAUCAACAAUUACCUAAAAUUUACUGAAGCAGCAGGACGAAUAUGCAUCUCACAGUGGGCUGGUCCCCGCAGGCUGGGGUGUUUGUUUAACCACGGGGACCACGUGGUGGCUGUGAAUGAUCUGCAGCCCCAGGGUGUGGAGGAGGCUUACUUCUUCAUCAGCAGGUCCACGAGAAAGGAGGUGAAACUUACUGUAUGUAGGAUUCCACAUUCAGAUACCUUCCAUGCUAAAGGCUGCUCAUGUUCCUGA